AAAGAUUCGUCAUAUAUUGUCUUAAAACCUAUAUUUUCCUCUUUCUCUCUCUUUCUUGAAAGGGAUAUAUAUUUUCCCCUUUUAUUUAUUUUCUAUAUAAUAUUAAAAUAUUAGUAAUUCCUAAUUUCACCAUCUCUAGUCUUCUGUUAAAGUAACCAAAGAGGCAUAAGAAAGAAAUCUCCCAUGAAAGUGAUGGAAUUGGUUUUCAUGGUGGAUUAACAGGACAACUCAUCUCCACCGUUAUCGCCUGUAAAAAACUAAUCGCAAAAUUCAUUUUUUUAUUUUGGGUUUCUCCAAUUUCUUUAUUUUCUUAUUUAGUUAUUUUUACACCAAAAUCCACUGCCCAUUUCCACUACAUUCCGCUGAAUUCUGUGCCUCAAAUUCGGGGAGAACAAGAGGCCCACUUCAGAUUGAGCUGCGAUUCUUCAAUCCCGAGUUACCCGACUCGCAAUUUGGUAGGUUUUUCAGCGAUUAAGUGAUUCUUUCCGCUCCGAGUAAAUGCGGCGGCGGGGUGCGGAUUUCCGGCGGCCGGUGAGGCGGAAGUUUCCGAAUGCGUGCUGGUUAACGCUUUGUGGGUUUGUGAUUCUGCUCUUCGUUUUGGUGUUUAGAAGCGCGAAUCAGCAUCCCACUUCGAGAUCGGUUUAUACCAAGAGGUCCCCUAGACAUGAAAGAUUUAUGGAAGGCCUUAACAUCACAGACGAAAUGUUAAGUCCCGAUUCUGUAACAAGGCAACUGAACGACCAAAUUUCUCUGGCAAAGGGAUUUCUGGUUAUUGCGAAAGAAAGCAACAAUCUGCAAUUCGCGUGGGAACUCAGUGCUCAGAUUCGAAACUCACAGAUCCUUCUAUCGAAUGCUGCCUUAAGACGAACUCCGUUGACAAUCAGUGAAUCGGAAACUGCUGUUCGUGACAUGGCACUUCUACUCUUCCAGGCUCAGCAACUUCAUUACGAUAGUGCUACCAUGAUCAUGAGACUGAAGGCCAAGAUACAAGGUCUCGAAGAACAAAUGAGCUCGAUCAACGAGAAGAGUGCAAAGUAUGGGCAAAUAGCAGCUGAAGAAGUCCCGAAGAGUCUGUAUUGUCUCGGUGUUCGACUAACCGGUGAAUGGUUUAGGAAUGCAUAUUUGCAGAGGAAGCUCAAAGAGAACAGACAAACUGCUUUGAAGCUCAAAGAUAACAGCUUGUAUCAUUUUUGCGUCUUCUCCGACAACAUCCUUGCGACUUCAGUCGUCGUGAAUUCUACAUCUUUGAAUUCCAACAAUCCCGAGGAGGUCGUCUUCCACCUUGUGACCGACGAAGUCAAUUACGCAGCAAUGAAGGCCUGGUUCACCAUGAAUACUUUCAGAGGAGUGACGGUUGAUGUUCAGAAGAUCGAAGACUUCAGCUGGCUGAACGCGUCCUACGUUCCUGUUCUCAAACAGCUCCAAGACUCCGAAACCCAGAGCUACUACUUCUCCGGCAGCGGCGGCGACAAUCGGACUCCGAUCAAGUUCAGGAACCCUAAAUACUUAUCUAUGCUCAAUCACCUCAGGUUCUACAUUCCUGAAGUCUUUCCUGCUCUGAAGAAGGUGGUGUUUCUCGAUGACGACGUCGUGGUGCAAAAAGAUCUCUCGCCUCUGUUCUCGCUCAACCUGAACGGCAACGUCAACGGUGCAGUCGAGACAUGCAUGGAGACAUUCCAUAGAUACCACAAGUACCUGAACUACUCCCACCCUCUCAUUCGUGAGCAUUUCGACCCCGACGCCUGUGGCUGGGCGUUCGGGAUGAACGUGUUCGACUUGGUCGAAUGGAGGAGAAGGAACGUCACGGGCAUCUACCACUACUGGCAGGAAAAGAACGUCGACAGGACUCUCUGGAAACUCGGGACUCUGCCUCCUGGUCUGUUAACCUUCUACGGAUUAACCGAGCCUUUGAACCCCUCGUGGCACGUGUUGGGCUUGGGCUACACGAACAUCGACCCACACUUGAUCGAGAAGGGAGCCGUUCUGCACUUCAACGGGAACUCAAAACCCUGGCUGAAGAUCGGGAUGGAGAAAUACAAGCCCCUUUGGGAUAAAUAUGUCGAUUACAGCCAUCCGCUGAUGCAGCACUGCAACGUCCAUUAGUCCCGAUUUUCGAGAAUCGAGACCUCUCUGCACUUGCAAAACCAAGUUUUGAAGCCACACUGGGAUGGUUAGAAGCACCCUUGCACGGUAACUGGUUUAGCCUUUGAUAUUUAAUUAUCCAAAUCGUUUGCUGAGUUCCUUGUUGUAAUAUAAUGUUGAGCAAUAGCAUAUAGUUUCUUGUUAAAUUAAUUGUUGCUACACAUAUUUAUCACAAUUAAUUCAUGGUAUUCUCAGUCUCAUGCAA
Messenger RNA from Salvia miltiorrhiza (redroot sage), 2347 nucleotides. RefSeq names its product probable galacturonosyltransferase 10. The coding region runs from base 499 to 2103 and encodes 534 amino acids. NCBI's taxonomy places the organism in Eukaryota, Viridiplantae, Streptophyta, Magnoliopsida, Lamiales, Lamiaceae. Gene Ontology annotation, molecular function: polygalacturonate 4-alpha-galacturonosyltransferase activity. The record is from RefSeq and is a predicted model, not a curated record. The transcript is spliced from 2 exons.